Messenger RNA from Haliotis rufescens (red abalone), 696 nucleotides. Its product is annotated as cold and drought-regulated protein CORA-like. The coding region runs from base 1 to 696 and encodes 231 amino acids. The transcript has 2 exons. The record is from RefSeq and is a predicted model, not a curated record. NCBI's taxonomy places the organism in Eukaryota, Metazoa, Mollusca, Gastropoda, Lepetellida, Haliotidae.
AUGCCAGCCAGUUUGGGACUUGAACAGAUGACCUUUAUCUUGAACAUCUACUGUUCCAUGUGUGCCCUUAUGGAACCUGGGUUGUUUGGUCAAGGUUACAAUGGUCAAGGUUACAAUGGUCAAGGUUACAAUGGUCAAGGUUACAAUGGUCAAGGUUACAAUGGUCAAGGUUACAAUGGUCAAGGUUACAAUGGUCAAGGUUACAAUGGUCAAGGUUACAAUGGUCAAGGUUACAAUGGUCAAGGUUACAAUGGUCAAGGUUACAAUGGUCAAGGUUACAAUGGUCAAGGUUACAAUGGUCAAGGUUACAAUGGUCAAGGUUACAAUGGUCAAGGUUACAAUGGUCAAGGUUACAAUGGUCAAGGUUACAAUGGUCAAGGUUACAAUGGUCAAGGUUACAAUGGUCAAGGUUACAAUGGUCAAGGUUACAAUGGUCAAGGUUACAAUGGUCAAGGUUACAAUGGUCAAGGUUACAAUGGUCAAGGUUACAAUGGUCAAGGUUACAAUGGUCAAGGUUACAAUGGUCAAGGUUACAAUGGUCAAGGUUACAAUGGUCAAGGUUACAAUGGUCAAGGUUACAAUGGUCAAGGUUACAAUGGUCAAGGUUACAAUGGUCAAGGUUACAAUGGUCAAGGCCUCGGCAAAGCAGGCACAAAAGGUAUGGCAGAGGACAUUUCAGAAUUGACGCAUCAGUGA